CUAUUUCUGAGCAGUCAUGAAGUUGCUGUGGCUGUGCAUGGUGGCCGCUCCGGUGCUGGCGGUUGGGCCUGGCGGUAGAAACCUGGGCGGGGUCACUACUGCUGGCCUAGGAGGAUUCCAGACACACGGGACAGGGGCAAACCUUGGCUUUGGUGGGGUUCAAACUGCUGCAGGAGGAUCAACGAUUGGAGUCGGAGGACUGACAAGCGGCCUUAAUGCAGGAACGAAAGGCCUUGGUGGCAACCUCGCUGGGCUGCAAGGCUCAGGCCUCCUCACAGGGCAAAAUGUAGCUGUUGGAGGACACACAGGCCUUGGUGGUCUCGCUGGAGGACAGAUAGGCCUUGGUGGUCUCGCUGGAGGACAGAUAGGCCUUGGUGGUCUCGCUGGAGGACAGUCAGGCUUUGGUGGUCUCGCUGGAGGACAGACAGGCUUUGGUGGUUUCGCUGGAGGACAGGAAGGCCUUGGUGGUCUCGCUGGAGGACAGACAGGCUUUGGUGGUCUCGCUGGAGGACAGACAGGCUUUGGUGGUUUCGCUGGAGGACAGGAAGGCCUUGGUGGUCUCGCUGGAGGACAAACAGGCUUUGGUGGUCUCGCUGGAGGACAGAAAGGCCUUGGUGGUCUCGCUGGAGGACAGACAAGUCUUAGCCAUGUUAGCGGAGGACAGACAGGUCUUGGCCAUAUCUCCGGAGGACAGACAGGUCUUGGCCAUAUCUCCGGAGGACAGACAGGCAUUGGUGGUCUAGCUGGAGGUCAUGGUGUUUCUCUCGGAGGACAGACAGGGCUCAGUGGUCUUGCUGGAGAACAGACAGGAUUCACUGGUUUUGGUGGAGGCCAGGAAACCAUUCUCGGCGGGAGUGGCCUCACUGGACUCAAUGCAGGCCACGGCGCAGGACAGGGCGUCAUUGCAGGGCAGGGUACUAGUCUUAGUGGAGGCCUAGGACAUGGCUUCAUAGGACAGCAAGGAGUUGGUCUUGUUGGAGGAAAGGGUACUCUUGGCACAGGGCCUGUAGUGGCACCAGUCAGUGGCCUGAGUGCUGGAAAUGCAGGCUUUCUGGGAGGCAGUGGUGUGUCUGUCACAGGACUCGGUACUGGCAUCGCUGGAAGCAGUGGUGGCUUAGUGACGCAAGGAAAUGUUGGCUUGACUCAGUCACAGACACUUGGCGCAGCUCACGGUUUCGUUACAGGCCACUCUGGUUUCACUGGCACCCAGGGCGUGGGAAGCGGCGUCGUGACUGUGACCGGGGGCCAGACCGGCCUCGUUGGAGGACAAAAUAUCGGCCUGAUCGGUGGACAAGACGUCAGGUUCCGCACCAACCCGGGCCUCACUCUGGUUAGCCACAAGAAUAUCGGUGAUGAUGACAUCCAUAAUGUUGGUCUCGGUAGGAAGAAGAAGAUUGACAUCACCGUGGUGAGGGAAGACUUCGGUGGCGGCCAUAUUCUGGACGACGGCCACCAUGGGAAGGGAGACAUUGCCAUCACCUUAGUGAAGGACGGCCAUGUUGUGGGCGACGUCCUCGAUGGAAGGAAAAACACUGACAUCACGGUGUCCAAGGGAGGCUUUGCAGGCGGGCGAGGAGUGUCCCUCCUGAGCGGCAGGAAACAUUUCAUCCACAACGGCGAUGACCUGGACCACCGCGGCCACAGCCUCCACGGUGGUCGCGGCGUGACCAUUAUCAGGAGCAAGGACGGCCUGGGUGCCUUUGAUAACCUGCGCGGCCUGGAGGUGGGCGGCCGCGACGUGUCCAUCGUGCGGGGAAAGGGGCUGCACCGGGGCAGCCUGGAAGUAGUGAGGGGAGGCUUCAGGAAAGGUCUGCGUAGCCGAGUGGUGCCCGCAAAAGGUGUUCGCGUGACAUCCAGCCUGGGGAGUCGCCACGGCCUGACCCAGGUCCACCCUAACAGCGGCAGGUCAACAAUCAGCUUCAACCUGGGUCACGGGGGUCGCAGGAGCCACAAAGUCGGGAAGGGCGCCAUCCUCCUUCACUAAGUAAUCACAGCACUAUCCCUGCCCAUCCGCCCAUAGCGCCACACUUGCGGCACCCUCUACCUCGCACACGCCCACACCGCACCCAAACACACUCCUGAAAUAUGACCUAUCCCCCCCCGCACCCCGUCCCGCAGAUGUUCCCCGAGGCGCAGGGCCGAGGGCAAGGCGCUGACACUGUGCAGGAAAAGUUGCUCAUUCACGUCCAGUCCACGAAGACUCACAACUCGAAGUCGUCAGGUAUUGAAGUAUUUUCUAUUUAUGUGUACGUACAAAAUACGAAAUAACAUUAAAUUAAUUUGGAUAUAAACCUGAAAUAAAUGUUUUCACAAUAAAGGUUUUGUCUUUA
Portunus trituberculatus (swimming crab) is the source of this 2330-nucleotide messenger RNA. RefSeq names its product glycine-rich cell wall structural protein 1-like. NCBI's taxonomy places the organism in Eukaryota, Metazoa, Arthropoda, Malacostraca, Decapoda, Portunidae. Bases 17 to 1984 code for a protein of 655 amino acids. The record is from RefSeq and is a predicted model, not a curated record. The transcript is spliced from 2 exons.